AAAGUAUUGGUUUCAUGCACCAAAAGAAAAUGAAAAAGGAAAACGAGAAAGCACCCUUCUUUAAUUAUUGAUAUCUUAUGCUGGUGUGCCUUCUUCUGCGGUGCUGAGGUUUUCUCGUUCAAUUCAAGGGCUCUGCCUCUGACUGUUUCUUUCCUCUUUCUUGAGGCAGCACUGUACUCGAGACUUUUCUUGUGAAGCCUUUGCUGAAGUUUUUGUCAGCAGAGUCUCAAGCUUUGCCCAUAUUUGCCUCUGUUUCGCCAAAGAGACAUGGCUGGUGAGGGCACUUCACCGGACACACCCGCUCAAGUUGAAGUACAAGAGCCCACAACAAUUGAAAAGUUCGAACCAGAAACUGUCUCUCAUACCGAUUCCCGUUGUGAAGAACAAACACCGAAGGCUGAAGGAAAACCCAAAGCAGAUGAAGUAGGGACUAAUGGUAUCCCCGUUCCCAAAGUGGAAGAAGUCAAAGGGGAUAAGAAGAUUGAGGAUGAAGACGUUCCUAAAAUAGAAGAAACCAUUCCAGAACAGAACAUUGAAAAAGAAGCAGGGGGUGCCGAAGUUCCUGAUUCUAAAGCAGAAGAGGCCCUUCCAGAUAAGAAGAUUGAAUGUGAAACAGGGAAUGCUGAUGCCCAUGUUCAUAACAUAGAAGAAACCACUGCCCAGAAGAAGAGCGAAAAUGAAGCAGACAAUGCUGAUAUUCCUGUUCCUAAGGCAGAGGAGAAGGCUGCUGAUGAAAAUGUGCAGCCUGUUGAAACAAUUGCUAAACCGGAGAGUGAUUCUCAGGGUGGAAUGCAACUUGCAGGCACCGAAGCAACUUCUGCCAAAGAAAUUGGUUCUGAGAAUGUUGUAGCGGAAGAAAUGAAGGAAAAUACAGAAGCGAUCAGGGACAAACCGACUGAACCCGACGAAGGAACUCAAGCUGUGGGUGAAUUGACUGUUGGCCUGGAGCAAGAGAAAAGUGGAGAAGCUUUUUCAACUGAAAACAGUGGAGUGGCAACUGAAAGCUUUUUGGAUGUCAAACCAGAGAUAAAAGACUCAAAAGUUCAAGCUGCUGUGGAGGUACCAUCAGAUAAUAAGGUUCAAGAAUCUGAGUUGGUCCCAGUAAUUUGUGCAUUACAGGUCGACCAGCCUGUGGGAAAUGAGUUGGACGCACCUGCUGUGGAGGAGUCUCCAAUCGUGGCAGUAGAAACAGAGAAGGAACAGUCUGCAUUGAAGGAGGAAGUCUCGGUGGAGAAAGCACCUGAUGCAUUAGAAGUUCAGGAGCCACCAGCACCUGGACCAGAACCCUCACCAUCUGAAACAGAAGUGGAGGAAAAAGAGUCUCAGGUACCUUUGGCCCCUGUGCUUAAAGUUGAGCCUGAGAAAGAGGUGGACGAAGGAUCAACAAAUAAUCAUGACCCUCAAGAGGCCACGACAAAGGAAAUCUCAAGGGAUUUGCCUGAGCAGGUUCCUGAUAUGCCAAAGAAAGAUGAGAUGGUGAAGGAGGUUAUAGAUUCAAUUGCUACAUCAGACAUAGUCGCCGAUGAGCCUAUGGAGCAAGUUCUUGAGAUGAAGGUUGAUGAAACAGUCGUCUCGACUGGUCGAGAAGGUCAGUUGCCUGAACCUGCUGUAGAAGCUGCAAGAAAAGCAGAAUCAGAGGUGGAAAAAGAGGGAGAACCCAUCAUUGAGAAUAAAUCACAUAGCCUUGUUAGUGAACCAACGGUUAAAACCACUUUGCAUGAUUUGAUGAAAGUAGAUAAUGGGAGUGAGGUGAUUGAAGGGUUGGUAAAGGAAACAACAGCAGAAAAUUCUGCAGUUAUAGGUUCAGCUAUUAUUGAACAGCGCCAUAGCACCAACUCAGCUGCUGCUAUGGAAAUGGUAAACGAUCCAAAGAAAUCCGAGCCUGACACCGGUGAUUCGGGAGAACAGGUGAAAGAAACCACAAGUGAUUAUGUACCACCAUCUCUUAGUCCAGCGACAAAUGGAGAUGAGCCUAAUACCAAAGGGACUAGUCGAGAAACUUCUGCAGCUGAUCCCGAAAAGGAGGUAGCAACCGAGACUGUGAGGGUGGACGAAAGCACAGAAGUUGCAGAGAAAAAGGAAACGACAGAAGAGGUAGAGAAGGUGGACAAAGAGGUGGUUGAUAGAGAGGAGGAAACAGUGGAUCCCAAUGUUCCAAAUUCCGAUGAAACAACCAAGAAUGUGGUGGAGGAAACCGGCAAACAAGAGGUGACAAUCAAGUCCGUCCCACGCCAAUCCAACAACAUCAUGUUAAAGGUUAAACAGUCGAUCGUCAAAGUUAAGAAGGCCAUUACUGGUAAGUCUCCGUCAUCAAAAUCAUCCUCGUCCAAGGCCAAUGAAAAGGCGAAACAAUAAGCAAUCCUAGGCCGAUGAUAUGGCAAAACAAUUGGCAAUUAGCAAGCAUGAAGAAGUAUUUGAUCGAGUCCUAUUUUCUAUCAAGACAUGCUAGAUUCUUUUAGCCUCUUCUAUUGUGGUGUAAAUGUUUCCUGCAUGCUGCUGGAACUGCUGAUUUUAUCAGCCAUUUGGCAGCAAUGCGCUGUUGGUCACUCGCCAAAAUCUUUGUUAUCUCUUGGCCACAUGGUGCAUGUCAAUGUGUAGAACUGGAGGUGAGGUGUCUUCGUGGCAGUAAAAUUUCUUAUGGUGUCCAUAGUAGGAGAAUGAUUCUAUAGUGUGCAUUGGUCUGUGCUGUGUAUUUGUGGAGUGAAAGCCAGUUUCUUUUUCUUUUGAUUCUUUGAAUUGUGUUUGAGUUUGUUUGCUAGAUUAAGACAAUAAUACUGUCAUUUGUGGAAGAACCUAGGUAAUUUUGAUUGAUAUUCUUUCUUCA
Nymphaea colorata (pocket water lily) is the source of this 2824-nucleotide messenger RNA. RefSeq lists its product as uncharacterized. The coding region runs from base 268 to 2355 and encodes 695 amino acids. NCBI's taxonomy places the organism in Eukaryota, Viridiplantae, Streptophyta, Magnoliopsida, Nymphaeales, Nymphaeaceae. The record is from RefSeq and is a predicted model, not a curated record. The transcript has 2 exons.